Bactrocera oleae (olive fruit fly) is the source of this 2468-nucleotide messenger RNA. RefSeq names its product 23 kDa integral membrane protein. Gene Ontology annotation, cellular component: plasma membrane. The record is from RefSeq and is a predicted model, not a curated record. NCBI's taxonomy places the organism in Eukaryota, Metazoa, Arthropoda, Insecta, Diptera, Tephritidae.
GUGUCCUUCACCCAGAUCGAAGAGAUCAGCAUUAAUGUAUGCAGUAAAGCUUUUGAACUUUACAGUUUCAUUAUGCUCAAGGUAAACGCAUACAUUCUAACGUUGCUCUGGUGGCAACAACAUAAUAAAAAAUGUUUGUGCAGUUUUAGAAUAAAAUAUUGUUAUUUACUCUCGCAACAAAUAAAGGAAUUUUUAUGCCAUUGCCAAUUGACAGAUGGUUUUUUAUGGCAAGCUUUUCAUAUGAAAACUAUGUUCUAAGAUUUGUUGUUAUACGAGGUUUGUAUUUAUAAAUUGAAUUUAUAUAAAAAUAUGUAUGUACUUAAACUACAUUUCCAUAAUUAGUUAAUGACAAAAGAUUAUAUAUAAAAUAAAACACCCUCGCAGGCGCAUUUCUUAUAGCAUACGUGGGAACAAAAAUAUUUUUAUCUAGGCUUUGAUGUCAUCGUAUAUGCUAUAGUAGUUCGAUCUGAAUAAUAUGUUCGCAUAGUGUAGGAUUACAAUGAACAAUGUCCGACAUUUCUUUCUGAGUGUUACAAAGUUCGUGGCAAAAUUAAUAUAACGGAUAUAAAUAUACACUUGUAGAUAUGUAAUCAUAUCAUACAUAUUAUAUAUGAUUACAUAUACUUAUAUGAUUACAUGUAUACUUAUUUAUGUCGUUAUAUGAAGGGAAGUGGAAGCUACUAUGUUCAAAAAAACAUUGAAUGAUAUUGAACUGUGUGUAUUAAUGAAUGACAGACGAAAAAUAUUUUUAUUUUUAUGAGUCAAGCGAUCGUAUUAAUUAAUGGCAAUAUAGACUUACUAUAGCUAUUUAACUUCACAAACGCAUAAACCAAUAUCUACAGUUUCUUAUACGAAUUACAACAAAAGUAUGAUAUAACGUAAUAAUUUUGCAUUUGCAAAUACUCUUUUUCCAUGCGGUCACAGCGGAAAUAGGAGAGGAAUCAGCAGACGUGAAUAUGUUUUAUUAUACAAAUUGUACACAUUAUGACGCGUCAACUACAAACUCAUAACAACAAUACAAGCAACAAAAACAUGGAAUAAUAUAAUUUACUAUAUUAACACUAUGUGCUAAUGCCGAAUAGGCAACCAGUAAUAACAAUAAAAGCAACAGGCGGUUGUUUUUACACAAAAUCAGCCAGCUGAGCUGUUGCGAGUGCUCAACUCAGAGGCGGCUGCUUGCCUGUUCGCUUGGCUUUUAUUCGGCUACCUCUGUUAGCUGGCUGACGGGCUGGCUGUUUUUCUGCUUGGUUGAUUCACUGACUGAACUGACUACAGCUCUGUCACCGUUCGCCUUUUGGAGCAUCGGCACAAAUCCGCAGUACUUGGAGAUUUCAGUCUAAAAUAACGAUCGAACUGGUGAACAACCGAUGCGGAUAAAAAUUUUAAUUCAAUAAAACUACUGUACUAACGGAAAUAUACGAAAUUCCUGUUGAACGAAAUUUUGAAUUCGCUUUUCGUAGCUGUAACUAUAACUUAAAAGUUCGUACAAUGAGUUGUGGCAUCUCUUUGGUUAAAUACCUUUUGUUUUUGUUUAAUUUGCUAUGUUCGAUAUGUGGCAUAUUGCUGAUCGUCUUUGGCAUCCUGCUCUUCAGCAAUAUACACAAUAUCGAUGACAUUGCGGAGGCAGUGCAAACACAGCAAGUGCCCAUUACAAUGAUCGUUUUGGGUUCGGUGAUAUUGCUGAUAUCCUUCUUCGGUUGCUGUGGCGCGAUACGCGAGUCGUAUUGCAUGUCGAUGACGUACUCUGUGCUGCUCUUCGUGCUGAUGAUCGGACAACUCGCCCUGGUUAUAUACAUGUGGGUACAAAAGGACCGAUAUCUAGUAAUGAUAGGCGAUGUCGUCGAAAAGGCAUGGGCGCGUAGAACUCACAAAGCGGACUACAUGGAUGCCAUACAAAUUAGUAUGGAGUGCUGUGGUAAGAACUCUUACAUUGACUACUCAUUCCAAGGCUACUAUCCACCAUCGUGCUGUAAGGGUAAUAACUGCAACAUUGAGAACGUCUAUCGUCGUGGCUGUAAGCAGGCAUUCGUUGAUUUCUGGGAUAAGAACAGUGAUAUUAUCAAAUAUGCGGGUCUGGUUGUCGCAGCCAUUGAGUUUGUUGGUUUCAUAUUCGCCUGCUGCUUAGCGAAUAAUAUUCGAAAUUACAGACGUCGCUCGGCCUAUUGAGUAUUUUGAGUAUUUUCUAACACAGAAUCUCAAAUUAAUUUUGCAAAUAUGUAUGUAUUUAUGAAGAGAAGCAAUAGCGGUAAUGUUUAUACAAAAAUUAGUUAUAUGUAUAAUCCAACGAAACUGGCAACAAAUGUACAAUAAAAGUCGAAAUUUUUAAACUUGCACACAGUUGCAAUCACAAAAGUAUACUUACUUUAUAUAUUUUUUUAUAGUAAGUGAUUUAAUAAUUAUGGUAAAAAUAGCGUUAAAAACUAUCAAAUAUUGAAGAAUUUAAAAUAAAAUUUGUAAUUACUAACAAA